UCCUGCUCUUCCGCGAUCCGAGCUGCCUCCUCGCCAGUGACGUCAUCCCGUGCGGCGGCGGAAGAUGGCGGACAGCAUUCCCCUGCAACCGGUGCAGAAGAGAGCGGCGUAUUACACGGCAGACAGGAACAAGAGGAGAUAUCAAGUAGAUGAUGAGGCUUCACCUUUGGAUGAAAUGCCACUUAUGAUGUCUGAAGAAGGCUUUGAAAAUGAUGAAAGUGAUUACCAUACCUUACCUCGAGCCAGAAUUACCCGCCGAAAAAGAGGUUUAGAAUGGUUUGUUUGUGGUGGAUGGAAAUUCCUGUGCACCAGCUGCUGUGACUGGCUUAUAAACAUUUGCAGAAGAAAGAAGGAAUUAAAAGCUCGAACUGUGUGGUUGGGAUGUCCAGAAAAAUGCGAAGAAAAAUAUCCAAGGAAUGCUAUAAAAAAUCAAAAGUACAACAUCUUUACAUUUGUACCUGGGGUUUUAUAUCAACAAUUCAAAUUUUUCUUGAAUCUUUAUUUUCUGAUAGUCGCUUGUUCUCAGUUUGUACCAGCAUUGAAAAUAGGCUACUUAUAUACCUACUGGGCACCACUGGGUUUUGUUCUUGCAGUCACAAUGGUGAGGGAAGCAGUUGAUGAAUAUCGGAGAUUCAAGAGAGACAAAGAAAUGAAUUCCCAGUUAUACAGCAAACUUACUGUUCGAGGUAAAGUACAAGUAAAGAGUUCAGAUAUCCAAGUUGGGGACCUUAUUAUAGUGGAAAAGAACCAGAGAAUCCCUGCUGACAUGGUGUUUCUCCGAACCUCUGAAAAAACAGGUUCCUGCUUUAUACGAACUGAUCAGCUAGAUGGUGAAACUGACUGGAAGUUGAAAGUUGCUGUUGGCUGUACUCAGAGAUUGCCAGCAUUGGGAGAUCUAUUUUCAAUCAAUGCUUAUGUUUAUGCUCAGAAGCCACAACUGGAUAUUCACAGUUUUGAAGGUAACUUUACACGGGAAGAUACAGAUCCAGCUAUGCAUGAAAGCCUGAGCAUUGAAAACACUUUGUGGGCAAGCACUGUGGUUGCAUCUGGCACAGUGAUAGGUGUUGUCAUUUACACUGGGAAAGAGACAAGGAGUGUGAUGAAUACAUCAAAUCCAAAAAAUAAGGUGGGAAUGUUGGACCUUGAACUGAAUCAGCUGACUAAGGCACUAUUUUUGGCUCUUGUUGCGCUCUCAGUGGUAAUGGUAACCUUGCAAGGAUUUGUUGGCCCUUGGUAUCGCUACCUAUUUCGGUUCCUCCUGCUGUUCUCAUACAUCAUCCCAAUAAGUUUACGAGUAAACCUGGACAUGGGUAAAGCUGCUUAUGGAUGGCUGAUCAUGAGAGAUGAGAACAUUCCAGGGACAGUUGUACGAACAAGCACAAUUCCAGAAGAGUUGGGACGUCUGGUUUAUUUGCUUACAGAUAAAACAGGAACUCUUACAAAGAAUGAAAUGGUGUUUAAACGUCUUCACCUUGGCACUGUGUCUUAUGGCACAGAUACAAUGGAUGAAAUCCAGAAUCACGUAGCAAGCUCAUACUCACUGCCCCAGACGAGUAACAAUAUCAACUCAACACCUUCAAGAAAAGCCCAGCCGUCUGCACCUAAAGUACGCAAAACAGUGAGCAGCCGAGUCCACGAGGCAGUAAAGGCAAUUGCUUUAUGCCACAAUGUAACACCUGUCUACGAGUCACGGGCUGGAGUAAAUGGAGAAACCGAGUAUGCCGAAGUGGAUCAGGACUUUAGUGAUGAAAAUCGUACUUAUCAAGCAUCAAGCCCUGAUGAGGUAGCGCUAGUGCAGUGGACAGAGAGUGUGGGGCUUACUCUUGUCAACAGAGAUUUGACCUCAAUGCAGCUAAAGACACCCGGUGGCCAGAUUCUGACAUUCUUCAUUCUACAAAUCUUUCCAUUUACUUCUGAGAGCAAAAGAAUGGGCAUUAUAGUGAGAGAAGAAUCUUCAGGAGAAAUCACAUUUUAUAUGAAAGGUGCUGAUAUCGCCAUGACCAGUAUUGUACAGUAUAAUGAUUGGCUGGAGGAAGAGUGUGGAAACAUGGCUAGAGAAGGACUCCGAACUUUGGUUGUUGCAAAGAAGUCAAUAACUGAAGAACAGUAUCAAGAUUUUGAGAAUCGUUAUAACCAAGCAAAGCUAAGCACACAUGACAGAGCCCUGAAAGUGGCCGCAGUAGUGGAAAGCCUGGAGAGAGAAAUGGAACUGCUUUGCUUAACUGGUGUAGAGGAUCAGCUGCAAGCAGAUGUGAGGCCUACUUUGGAGAUGCUGAGAAAUGCUGGAAUAAAGAUAUGGAUGUUAACUGGAGAUAAGCUAGAAACAGCAACAUGUAUAGCAAAAAGCUCUCACCUUGUCUCAAGAAACCAGGAUAUUCACAUCUUCAGACCAGUGAGUAAUAGAGGUGAGGCUCACUUAGAACUGAAUGCUUUCAGAAGAAAGCAUGACUGUGCCUUGGUAAUAGCUGGGGACUCACUAGAGGUGUGUUUAAAGUAUUAUGAGCAUGAAUUUGUUGAGCUUGCGUGCCAGUGCCCUGCUGUUGUGUGCUGCCGAUGCUCACCGACUCAGAAAGCUCACAUUGUGAAACUUCUACAGCAGCAUACAGGAAGACGCACGUGUGCCAUAGGUGAUGGAGGUAAUGAUGUGAGCAUGAUCCAAGCAGCUGACUGUGGUAUUGGGAUAGAGGGAAAGGAGGGAAAACAAGCAUCCCUUGCAGCUGAUUUUUCCAUCACACAGUUUAAGAACAUUGGAAGAUUAUUAAUGGUUCAUGGUCGGAACAGUUAUAAAAGGUCAGCAGCACUGGGGCAGUUUGUCAUCCAUAGAGGCCUUAUUAUUUCUACUAUGCAGGCUGUUUUUUCUUCAGUCUUCUAUUUUGCAUCUGUUCCUUUGUACCAAGGAUUCCUAAUGGUAGGAUAUGCAACCAUUUACACAAUGUUUCCAGUGUUCUCCUUAGUGUUAGACCAAGACGUGAAGCCAGAGACUGCGUUACUUUACCCAGAGCUGUAUAAAGAUCUCACAAAGGGAAGAUCCUUGUCUUUUAAAACCUUCCUCAUCUGGGUCUUAAUCAGCAUAUACCAAGGGGGUAUCCUGAUGUUUGGAGCAUUGCUGCUUUUCGAAUCUGAAUUUGUUCACGUGGUGGCAAUUUCUUUCACUGCCUUGAUUUUGACAGAGCUAUUAAUGGUUGCACUAACCAUAAGGACAUGGCACUGGCUGAUGGUCGUAGCUGAAUUUUUCAGCCUUGGAUGCUACUUGGCAUCUCUUGCUUUUCUUAAUGAAUAUUUUGGUCUUGGUAGAGUGUCAUUGGGAGCUUUUUUAGAUGUUGCCUUUAUUACAACAUUAGCCUUCCUGUGGAAAGUAUCGGCAAUCACCCUUGUCAGCUGUCUUCCUCUCUAUAUCCUCAAGUACUUGAAGCGCAAGUUCUCACCUCCCAGUUACUCCAAGCUUACCUCCUAGAUGUAGCUUUAAACGUGUGGGUAUUCCCGCCUGCCAGUCUAGCUGGGAAUAGCAUUAGCUCCCCCCGCCGUGUUCUCGUUACUGUAGCCUUAUGAAUGAGCUACUGCUAUGAAGGUCGGUCCACAGAGCAACAUGAGCACAAUGAAAGACAGAGAGUAAGUGGAUGAAGGGAAGGGAUAUUUACAACUGAUACAAGUCAGUUACAAUUAACACCAAUCUAACAUUUCAUUUUCCUUUUUUAUUAUUCUGUUAAAAUAAUUGAUUUAAUUAAUUAGCAUGAACAAUUGACAUUGGUUUUAUGGUACAUCUUUUUGUCUAAAUAAAUAUUAUUUUUUUGUUUGUUUUUAUUUGUAAUAUUCCCAUUACGUGAUGUCACACUAAUACAACACAGAGAAUACAACCAUAUUUAUUUCAAAUAACACACUGAACUUCUUAAAUUCCUUGUAUGCUGCUAUUUUUUCUGCAUUGAAACCUUGAUAAAUAUGCACUAUAUUAAAUGUGUAUACGUGUUUAUAAAGUAUAGUAUUCAUUUUAUUUCUUACUUUUAAUGCCCAAACCAAACAAGAACAAAUCAUAUGUAUUAUUAGGGUUAUUUCAGCCUGCACCAACUGGAUUUGUUUAAAAUGCUUCUUCAUCAUUGUUCUGUAUAUAAAACCCCUGCCAUUAGAUAAACCAUAUACAUUCCUCAAAAAUACCACUUUGGAUUGUUUUUGCCACUAUGUUUCGCUGCCUUGUACUCUGCAUACUUUGGUUACUCAGGUAAAAUAAUAUAUAUAUGAUGUAAUAUUAUUUAUUGUAUAUGGUAGAACGAUCCUUUAUCUUCCAUUGUGCAUUUUUGGGUUCUAAUUUAUGUUCCAUCUAAUUUCCAUUAGACUUUUUAAUCUUGAUGUCUAGGGUCUUCAAGCAGGGUAUCAUAAGUGGUUUUAUGGUGUAUUCCUUCUUCACUGUGGGACAGAUAUUUGGAUUCAUGAACUGAGCCUGGUGUUUAUUAUUACCCAGCCUAUCGUAAUCUUUUUCAGACUGUAUCUUGCUUAGAAGAGACAAUAGAUCAACACAUUAAACAAAAAGAAGGUUACAUGGGACAUCAAUGCUGUAUACUUUGC
This is a messenger RNA of Pelobates fuscus (common spadefoot toad), 4557 nucleotides long. RefSeq names its product ATPase phospholipid transporting 9B (putative) (gene ATP9B). Gene Ontology annotation, biological process: phospholipid translocation; endocytosis; retrograde vesicle-mediated transport, Golgi to endoplasmic reticulum. Lineage: Eukaryota; Metazoa; Chordata; Amphibia; Anura; Pelobatidae. Gene Ontology annotation, cellular component: plasma membrane; endosome; trans-Golgi network. The record is from RefSeq and is a predicted model, not a curated record. Gene Ontology annotation, molecular function: ATPase-coupled intramembrane lipid carrier activity; ATP hydrolysis activity; ATP binding. The transcript is spliced from 30 exons. The coding region runs from base 65 to 3454 and encodes 1129 amino acids.